Molecule: messenger RNA, 1505 nt
Organism: Drosophila navojoa
Lineage: Eukaryota; Metazoa; Arthropoda; Insecta; Diptera; Drosophilidae
Product: kinesin heavy chain
Source: RefSeq, a predicted model, not a curated record
GAAUAGUAGGCUAAUUGACAACUCAAAAUCCAUAUGUAUAGUACUUAUAUAGUUCAAAACCCGCACCAUUGUGACUUGGGCAUUAUUUACUUCGUUAAGCAUGGCAAACAUGUAUCUAUUUCGCAAACUGACUGAGCUCAGUCAACAGCAAGCCGAUGUGUGUGAGGAGGCCGCAUCGAGUGUACUGGACGAUGUGUUCAAGGGCACAGCCAGCACCAUAUUCAGCUAUGGCCAUUGGCCAAUUGGCGAGAAACGUAGCAGCAAAGUGGACGUGGUGGAUCGCAUUCUGUGUGAGCUAUUCGGCCACGUUUACAGCAUGGAGGUGGCGAUGGAGAUCAACAUAGCCAUUAGUCAUAUGCAACAGCUUGUGGCAAGGGAGCACUUAACGGACACAGAGGAGGAGCACUUUGUCGCCUCGCCCAAUGAGGUCUAUGCGUAUAUAGAGAAGGUCAUUGGGCAGCUGCAGCAGCAAUCGGAUGAUGCCACGUCCACCGAUGACUAUCCCUAUGCGCUAUUCACCAUUUGCGUGAGGCAAACCAAUCUGGAUCGAUCGCUGCAUCUCAAUGGCAGCAUCCAACUGGUCCAUUUGACGGCCGUCGAUCAGUCGGAGAUGAUGCUGCAACUGCACACGCCCAUGGCCUCAUUGCUGAGGAUAAUCAGCGCGCUGGCGAGCAAUACCAAAACGCAUAUCAGGUACUACAACAUACGGUUAACGCAAAUCCUGAAGGAUUUACUGGACAGCGAUGAGAGCACUGUGAUUAUCAAUUAUACAGCUGCGCCGGAUCCACAAUUCAAUGCAAUUAUGGCCAUGGACUGUGCCAAGGUCUGGAAGGCGCUCUAUGUGCGGAAGCGCAGCAAAUGGCAUUGCCUGAGCAAUAUGCUGUUCGGGCUGAAGUUCUGGCACGGCAGCGAUUACAAAUUUCAGCUGGAAGAGCUGCUGGAGUUGCUGAAGAGGAACAACGCCAGCAUUCAGCUGGCGUUCGAAUUGCCGAAGCAACGCAACAGCUACACUCGAUGCAAGACCAAGAUCAGCCCAUUGCACCAGCUGCAGCAGGCAACGGCGUUCGUGGGCGAGGAGGAGAUGCAGGCGAGUUGGCUGUCCGAUAAGCUGCGGCACAUCAAGACCGAUGCGGAAGCCAGCCUCGAGGAGAUGCUGGAAGUGCGGCAAAUUGUCACACAGCUGGCCAUCAGCCACGAGCGGAAUAGCGAGCAGCUGAAGCAGAAAGACCAAAUGCUGGACCGUCUGCAUCACAGGCUGGCGAAGAGCAACAGGAAGCUGCGGCAGCAGCGUCUCACAUUUAAGCGCAAGCUGGCCAAGUACUCGAAUAUGUUUGAGAGCUUGUGGACACAUCAGCGCAGGGAGCAGCAACUGCAGGAGCAGCAGCAAAAGGCGCAGCUAUCGAAGGUGCUGGACGACAUCUACCUGGAGCUGCAUGGCACGCAGCUGCUGGAGAGCAGCAAUAGCCAAUCUGUACGUUAAAUAUCUCGACUCUCUGUCGCUCUCC